Messenger RNA from Epinephelus moara (kelp grouper), 4992 nucleotides. Its product is annotated as probable G-protein coupled receptor 153. Gene Ontology annotation, molecular function: G protein-coupled receptor activity. The coding region runs from base 735 to 2759 and encodes 674 amino acids. Gene Ontology annotation, biological process: G protein-coupled receptor signaling pathway. The record is from RefSeq and is a predicted model, not a curated record. Lineage: Eukaryota; Metazoa; Chordata; Actinopteri; Perciformes; Serranidae. The transcript is spliced from 6 exons. Gene Ontology annotation, cellular component: membrane.
CGCGCACGAGCCUGGGCUAUCGGGAGCGCGCGGCAAUCAUGCCUCAUCCGUCUCACGCCUCGCCACUGUCGGAAAAUACAAGAAGAAAAUCGCCUUUUACCUAAAAAUAUUUAGCCGCUAUUUGAGCUCUCGUGUGGUCGCGCGAUCGCCCGCCUUCUGGCGAAGAAGCUGAAUUUUUCUGAAAUCCUAAAGUCGUGCGUAAUUUCCUCUUUUUUUAUUUCUCCCGUCACUGAGACAAAGAGGGCAACAAGAUACAGGAGGAGUACAGCUGUGGUGAUGAUGUGCUGUUUCAGGGCUCAUCCUUCAUUUCGCAGGUCAUUCCUUUAACUUGACGCUGUCGACACUCCUGACGCGGCUCAGUUUGGGGAUGUAAACGCCGGGAAGCCACUUUAACGGACCUGAACUGAUGUGACUCAACGAGUGUUCGCAUCCACCGGAACAAUGAGCCCGUUAGGAGCCUGAAACGUCUUGAGAAAGCCUCAGGCUUGUAAGGGAACUGGCCCGGCUCUUUCAUCCUCCCCCUCUCACAUCCCACUGUGUCGCACCACUACCAUGUCCUUUCCCCGCUGUGGCCAUCCCAUGGAGAGUGCACGCCCACCCAGAUAGGAUGCCUGCCCUGCCCGACGUCCUGCAUCCCCUCCUGCCCGUCACCACCUCCUCCUUCUCCUCGCGUGUACCUGCUCUUGCCAACAGUUGCUUGCGGCCCCCCAGGCUCCGCCUUGCCCCGCUCCAACAUGGUGGAUAAGGUAACCACCAUGAAGGAUGACGUCAUCAACGCCAACACGCUGGCUUGGCUGGUCUGCUCGGGCGUGUCCAUCCUGGCCAACACUUGGAGCAUCCUUAGUGUCAGUGCCAAGCAGAAAAAGUGGAAGCCGUUGGAGUUCCUCAUCUGCACGCUGGCGGGCACGCACAUCCUCAACAUGGCCAUCCCCAUCACCAUGUACUGUGUCAUAACGCUGCGCCGUCAGCACUCCAACUACGAGUGGAACGAGGGUCUGUGCAAGGUGUUUGUCUCCACCUUCUACACUCUCACACUGGUCACCUGCUUCUCCGUCACCUCGCUUUCUUAUCAUCGCAUGUGGAUGGUACGCUGGCCUGUGAACUACAGGUUGAGUAACACCAAGAAGCAGGCAGUGCACACAGUGAUGGGCAUCUGGAUGGUCUCCUUCAUCCUGUCCACACUUCCAGCAGUGGGCUGGCACGACACCAUCGACCGCUUCUACACCUCUGACUGCCGAUUCAUUGUGACGGAGAUCGGUCUGGGCUUCGGCGUGUGCUUUCUGCUGCUGAUCGGAGGCAGCGUGGCCAUGGGUGUGAUCUGCAUUGGCAUCGCUCUCUUCCAGACCUUUUCCAUUCAGGCGGGCCACAAUGCUGACAAGAACAAGUUCAACGUCCCCACCAUAGUGGUGGAGGACGCCCAGGGGAAGCGCAGAUCAUCCAUCGAUGGAUCAGAGCCUCUCAAGACGUCACUACAGAUCACCUACCUGAUCAGUGGAAUCGUCUUUAUCUACGACUUCCUGACUGGCUUCCCCAUACUGGUGGUGAGCUUUGCCAGUCUGAAGUUUGACCGCUCCUACAACUGGAUGGUGCUGUGUGUGCUGUGGUGCUCCAUUGCCCAAUCCAUCCUGCUGCCUAUGUUCCUCUGGGCUUGUGACCGCUAUCGGGCUGACAUACGCAUGGUGUGGGAGAAGUGCGUCGCCAUCAUGUCCAAUGAUGACGUGGACGAGGAAAACAGCCAAGAUGGAGGAAUUCAUGCCGACUUAAUAUAUGACAGACCAUAUGACUAUAGCUCGGCGCCUGAAAUCGUGACGGUAGACCGUAAUGCCAAGUAUGAGUUCUCAACCUUAGAAAGGGGGGUUCCGCAAGGGUAUCCAUUGAGGGAACAACAGGAAGAUAAAAUGCAGUAUUUGCAGGUGCCCCCUACAAGAAGAUACUCCCACGACGAAACCGACAUGUGGACCAGCGACCGGAUCCCCUCAUACCUUCACCGAUGGGGCUCCACCGAGGACAUGAUAAUGACUGCCCACUACAGCUCCACCUUGCCGCGCCGCGAGAGGCGCAGGAGCAGCCUGGUCUCCUACCACGAGGAGAGCCACCAUCAUCAUCACCCGCAUCGCAAGCGGCGACGCUCUGAGGAUAGUAUGCACUCCCUCAAGCACCUGCCACGCGUGGUUUGUGGCGGGGAGCGCUACGAGGACGAACUGCGGUGUUUUAGCCGCGAUGAGGUGAUUAACUUUAUAGAUGAGACGCCGCUGCCGAGCCCCAGGAAGAGCCCACGGCGCACAUCCACCAUCUCACUUAUCCCCAAUGUGUAUGAACAGCACACUGUCAUCCUUCCUCACUUCCCGCUCACAGACUUUGAGCGCGAGCCUCAAGCGCUGAGGCGGCUCUCUGAACACAAAAGGAGCAGUAGUAGGGGCAACACGCCUGAGGCGUCCCCCAAAUCAGACAGAAAUACUGGAAAGAAGAGCCCCGGGGCGUGUGGCUCUGGUAAAGGCUGCCGAGAGCGCGUCCGAGACGGGAAACAGCAGUGUGACGUGGGCUCACCUGGGCACAGCCAGCAGACUCCAGGACACUCAGCCUGUAGGACCAGGACAGGCAGUGGUUCCAGGGCUGGUGCUGGAGCUGACUGGGCGCGUCAGAAGCACCUGAGCAAGGGUGAGAGUAAAGGAAGCACAAACAGUUUUGUAAGUACACCCUCGGCAUCAUCCUCGGGAUACAUCACGUUUCACUCGGAUUCUGUGGGCUCCACCACCUAAAAGCAACGUUUUCUCUUGUUAAUAUCAACAUUAUUACUGAAGUUAUUAUCAGAACCACUGGAAUACUGGUGGAUAUGGGAAAGUGACAUACUGGAUGAUUCGGCCUUUUUACUUGUGCCACUAUUCUGUUUUACUAUAUAUAGGCUACCACCAUUAAAUAUCUGAAUGCUAAAUGGCUUUGGGGGCUUUGGACAUUAUUUCUGAAUGGGCCUAAUGCAAUUUCAUAUGUAGGCUGGUGAAAAGGUUGAGUGGUCCUGUUAUUCAGCUUUCACAUCACAAAAUAUCCACUGAGGACUUUUUUUUCCAGCACUGACACAAAUAAACAGUUUUUUUUUUUUAAUGGCGUGAACAUUCCCACACCUUGUUUUUGCUGUUUGAUGUUGUUUCUUAUGAACUGCUCAAAGAAUUGGAGGAGGUAGCUGUUAGGGUGGUGUUUUUCUUUCUUUAUUUCUUUUUUUGCACUUACGAACUUGAACUCGUAUUUUAUUUUGCCUGUAACGGCUGUGUGUUUUGUUGUAUGGACACAUUUGCUUUCAAACCAAACUCUCCUGAAAACUGCCCAUGUACCUUGAGAUAGACUUAAGGACAUGACAUAUUAUACAUGUUUAUUUUUUAAUUCUGAUCAUGAUGUACGACUUUUCUAUUGACAUUAUUAUUAUUCGCAACAGAUGAACAGUUUUUUUCAAGCACCCUAUGUUGGAGUAAACUGAGAGUGGUAAUCCCAAAUUCUUUAAUGCUUAAUAGUUCUACAGUUACUGUGUGAGAUAUUGAGAUAUAAUGUGAAGACCCCUAAAUUCUUACUGAAAAUGUGAAGUCAGUUUUUAAAGAAGAUUGAUAUGCCAUGUAUAUAUGAAGGAUGUUGGAUUAAUGGUUUCGAUGUUCUUUUUUGUUUAAUGAGACGUUUGCUUCGGACAUUCCUCCCAGUUCUUAUUAUUCCAAUGUUUGUGUUAACUUUGGAGACCAUCAGGCACAACAGCUGCUCACCACUUUGCAUAUUUACAUAGACAUCAGAUCGCUACAGCUUGAAAUGGUGCUUUGUCCCCAUCAACUGUGCAUAUCAGCCUGACCUCAUCUGUUAUUUGUUUCAGUAACAUUUUAAAAAGCACCAAUAAGGUUUUUUUUAAGUCAGUAGCUCGCUAAAAGGGAACCUGUAAAAAAGCCUUCAAGCUGACUAGAUGUAGCAUAACUUAAAUGCCGGUGUCAUACCUAAACCUACAAAGAUGUGGACACAAGUGAGGAACAUUGUCAGUAUGAUGGAAAUAGAGUAUAAUUGCAAAUUACUGAUUUAUAGUGAAUUAUCAUAUUCAACAAAAAGCAGACAUUACAUUUGAUAUGUUACCUCAUAACAUGCACAAAGUUUGCCAGUGGUUCUGGGAGGAUAUCUGAGUUUGAAGUCACUUUUUUUAAACGCCUGAUUUAUCAAGCCCCAUGAAGUAAUGUACAUUAAAUAUAAGCAUUCCCAAAGUCUCAGUAAGGGGUGCUGUGGGGAAAUUAAAGUUUUGAUUAUUAAUUUUUAUAAAUAUAUAUUUGGAGAGACAAUAUAAUUAUUUCACCACAUAGCAAAGUAAAAGUAUAAUAUUACAUUAUCAGUCAAACGUCCUCUUAUACCCCAUAAUUUUGGGAAAUUCUCACUCAUGAUGGACACUGGAGUCAACUUUACAAUGCAGCUGAUUUUACCAAAUGUGACAAUUUGCUGUUUAAACAGAGUGAGACCUGACAUAUAACCAACUUUGAGCUGUGACCUCUCAUGGCCCGUAACUGCCAACAUGAAUGUAUCUGGACAUAAGGUUUGGGUUUUUAAAGACAUUAACAGUAUAUGGCUAACAUAAAAUAAAACUUUCCCCAGUGACAGCCGUAUUAGCUGUGAAACGUUUUUUGCUGUCACCUUCCAAGUAAUAAAGUUGCACGUGUUUGUAUGUUUUCACCCAUCUGCGGUAAUUUAAAUGUUAAGUUUGAAUUCUCAUGUAUUAGUGUACCUCUCACUCAUGGCAGCCUAUUCAAUCGGACUGAAUUAUUGUUUUGUUUUCUUUGGAAGCAUAACAUCACAUUCCCCUGUCAAACCUUGCUAUGUCAUAGAUUUUUGCAUUCAUUUUGUUGUGUUUACAAUAUCAAAAUAUAAUUUUGUAACAUAUUCAAAGAUUUAGUACUCAAAUAUGAAUGAUGUUAAAUGUUAUGAUUUUCUUGUUCAGAUGACUUUGUUAAAAAGAUAUGACUGAUUAAAUUCACAAGAUGA